ACGACAAGGUUCACGGUGCUGACGUCCACACCGCUUGGCAUGGCGGCACUGCAGCCCGGACAGAUCGAGGUGAUGCAAGACCGGCGCCUGAGCCGCGACGACAACCGCGGCAUGAACCAGGGCGUGCUCGACAACCUGCGCACGCGACACGUCUUCAAACUACUACUCGAGCCCGCCGGCAGGGACUGUCAGAAACCCCCACCAGAAGCAACGAGCGGGCAGCUGACCCUAGGGUCUCAUAUUGCCCAGCAGUACCUCCUGCAGCCGCUCAUAAGCAUGCAGUACACGGCACGCGAGGACACCUCCCGGCCCGCCUACUCUCGAUCCACUGUCAGCGCCGCGGACAUCGUGUUGGCCUCGUGUCAAUCCCACGUGUCCAGUAAGACUAAAGAUGGCGGCACACUACGAGGCAUAGGAGUGACGCUGCAGCGGGUCCAUCUCGACGAGUGUUACGGGAAUAAGGACGUGUAUAAAUCCUACCCCAUCGGCGAUGGAGUGGUGCAAAUAUCAGACUUGCUAGACGUGCAACGUGACCGCGUGUUCGACAGUUCACUGACCUUUGUCAGCGUGCACAACCCAUUGCCGGAGGGCGUCGUCACGCUGUGCCCCAUGGAGGUGCGGUCAGUAUUCAUUAACCAAUCGCUCAACAACGGCUGAGUCGAACAUAGCGUAUAAAUACAGGACUGAUUAUAUUAAAUAACUGUUGCAAGUCUGCAACGUUUAGCAUUGUAAUUUUAACUCA
Messenger RNA from Manduca sexta (tobacco hornworm), 742 nucleotides. Its product is annotated as alpha-mannosidase 2-like. Bases 40 to 657 code for a protein of 205 amino acids. Gene Ontology annotation, biological process: carbohydrate metabolic process. The transcript has 5 exons. Gene Ontology annotation, molecular function: carbohydrate binding; catalytic activity. The record is from RefSeq and is a predicted model, not a curated record. Lineage: Eukaryota; Metazoa; Arthropoda; Insecta; Lepidoptera; Sphingidae.